This is a messenger RNA of Trifolium pratense (red clover), 2121 nucleotides long. Its product is annotated as probable 2,3-bisphosphoglycerate-independent phosphoglycerate mutase. Lineage: Eukaryota; Viridiplantae; Streptophyta; Magnoliopsida; Fabales; Fabaceae. The coding region runs from base 465 to 1955 and encodes 496 amino acids. Gene Ontology annotation, molecular function: metal ion binding. The transcript is spliced from 7 exons. The record is from RefSeq and is a predicted model, not a curated record.
AAUAGUCUCCUAUAUCACUAUCUCUCUUCAUCUUCUCUCUUCGUUUUGCUGUGUCACUUCAUCGUCGAUUUUCUGAGCUCGUAACCACCGGGAAUUUGGGAAUAAAUAAUUGUAUAACGGUAGUAGAAAGUGGAGAGGAUUGUGUCUUUGGUGGAUUGGUUAACUCCGGCGGAGUCGACGACAAAGUUCCCGGCGUUAGGAAUAAAUAAAGGUCGAUGAAGAAUAAUAAAUAAAGUGAUUCGGAUUGACAACAUCUCUAUCUAUCUGCACUUUUACUGCCAACGGCAACUCCUCCCAUCGGUGCACCGCCCACAGAUUGCAUCGGAACUUCAUUUUCGGAAUUUGGUAAUACGCUGCUUGUGCUAUUCGUGAAGGAACCAUAUGAGUGAAGUUGCUGAAUAUAUAUUUUAGAGUUUGUUAUUUGCUGUAUAAUCUGAGAGAACAAAAAAGAAGAAGAAAGUAGAAUGGGCAGUCCACAUUUGCCAAAGAAAAGAGUGGCCUUUGUGCUGAUUGAUGGGUUGGGUGAUGUGUCACUGCCAAGGUUGGGAUACAAGACACCUCUUCAGGCAGCAAAACUUCCCAAUUUGGAUGGCAUAGCAUCUGCUGGGGUUAAUGGAUUGAUGGACCCAGUUGAGGUUGGCUUAGCUUGUGGAAGUGAUACUGCUCAUCUUUCUCUUUUGGGUUAUGAUCCUCGAGUUUAUUAUCGUGGUCGUGGGGCUUUUGAAUCAAUGGGGGCUGGAUUGGCCAUGUCGCCCGGUGAUAUUGCUUUUAAGUCAAAUUUUGCUACUCUUGAUGAGGAAACAGGAGUUGUCACCAGUAGGAGAGCUGACAGACACUUUGAAGAAGAAGGCCCUAUACUAUGUGCUGCCCUUGAUGGAAUGAAGCUUCCAUCUUUCCCUCAAUAUGAAGUCAGAGUCAGGUAUGCUACAGAACAUAGAUGUGGAGUGGUUGUUAAAGGACCAAAUUUGAGCGGAAAUAUAUCAGGAACAGACCCUUUAAAGGAUAACCGCUUACUUUUGAAAGCAGAAGCUUUAGAUGAUUCUCAUGAAGCAAGGAACACUGCUGCUGUUAUUAAUGAGUUGUCUAAGGAAAUAACAAAGAUUUUGGUUUCUCAUCCUGUGAAUGCUAAACGUGCUGCAGAAGGGAAGAAUAUUGCAAAUGUAGUUCUUUUAAGAGGAUGUGGCAUUCGAAUUGAGGUUACGCCAUUUAUAGAAAAACAUGGUUUGUCGCCAUGCAUGGUAGCUCCAACGAAAAUAAUUGCUGGUCUAGGCUUAUCACUUGGUAUUGAUAUUCUAGAAGCUCCUGGAGCUACUGGAGACUAUCGAACUUUACUAACUUCAAAAGCAACAGCAAUAGCUAAGGCACUCUCGGCUCCUUCGCAGUCAUGCCCCCAAGUUUUUGUACCUGGAGAGGAUGAGCAUAAAGCUGGCCGCCCGGAUGGCUAUGACUUUGGAUUCCUUCAUAUUAAGGCAAUAGAUGAUGCAGGCCAUGACAAAGCAAGCAUUCUCAAAGUCAAAGCAUUAGAAGCUGUUGAUACUGCUAUAGGGCAAUUGGCAAGAUUACUCUGGGAAGCAGAAUCAACCGGAAAGUUUCAGUUUUUCCUUUGUGUCACAGGAGACCAUUCUACUCCAGUAGAAUAUGGAGAUCAUAGCUUUGAACCAGUUCCAUUUGCUAUAUGCCGUUUGAAGGAUUUCGUUGGUGCAAUUGGUGAAUCCGUUAUUCGCGGAACUUCUCUCGAUUCAUUUCCUCUUCCAAGUGUUAAGUCUGGUGAAGACUUGACUUUUGAUUUGGAAACAGAAGAGAGAGGAGACAAACGCUCUAAAUCUUAUAGCGGCGAUUCAGUAUAUGAAUUAAAUGAAAUUGCAGCUGCAAGAGGAUGUUUGGGGCGUUUCCCUGGAGGAGAAAUGAUGGGAAUUAUAAAGAAUUUCCUUAACCUAGAUGCAGAAACUAUUUAAAUAAGGAAUGUCAUGGAGAUUUAUAAGUUAAAAUGUUUCCCUCUUUCUCUGAAAUCAAGUGAUACAAGUGUCUUUUUUGUGCUUGAGCAUUUGUACUAUGGCAAGUAUUUUCUACAAAUAACAAAGUAAACUCAGCUUGAAUAAAUUUAUUUCUGUUAUUUUUUUA